Hypanus sabinus (Atlantic stingray) is the source of this 1845-nucleotide messenger RNA. RefSeq names its product alpha-crystallin B chain-like. The record is from RefSeq and is a predicted model, not a curated record. Gene Ontology annotation, biological process: response to heat; protein refolding. The transcript has 3 exons. Bases 1006 to 1530 code for a protein of 174 amino acids. NCBI's taxonomy places the organism in Eukaryota, Metazoa, Chordata, Chondrichthyes, Myliobatiformes, Dasyatidae. Gene Ontology annotation, molecular function: structural constituent of eye lens; protein folding chaperone.
ACCUGGAAAGAGCAGUGCGUGCAAGACGGCCCAAGGACCUCACAGAACUUGGAAGCCUUUUUAAAGGAAGAAUGGGUGAAAAUCCCUCCCCGCUGCCCCAACGAGAAUCGAAAGCUGGCUGCAGAAAGCUGUGAUACUGGGCACAGGGGAUUUUUCUAAGUUACUGACCACGCAGGGUGCCCAAACUUUUGCUUCAGGCCCUUUUCCUUUUUUGUUAUCGUAAAAGAUGGAAAUAAAAAAGUAAUCCAGCUUGAAAUAUGAAAGGAAUGUAUCCUCUUGAAAUCAGUUCCUCUUCUACUCAUUCGACCGUUCACAGUAACAGAAAUUUUGACCCGGCGGGAGUGUGGGUGGGGUGCCCAAACUUUUGCAUGCCGCCGUCCCGGUACCCCGACGAUAAAUUUCACUCCGAGCUUUUAAACCGACCAAAACAAAGUGCCUGCAACGUGGGUGAUCGUUUCAGGGAUCACGAGCGAGCGGCGGGGGGGGGCAGGUUGAACCCACACGCGCGGUGGGGAGGGGCGGAUGGGGCGCGGUCAGGAGGAAGAUGGCGGCCUGACCCAAACCUGACCCGUUGAAGUUUUGAAGUUUUCAUGACGGCUGUCGCUACUGUCCGGUUUCCCUUCUGGGUGACCCAGCACAGACAGAGGAACAAAAGGGGAACUGGAAUCUUUAAUCGUUCGUAAAAACUGAAACACCACAAUAUUCCUCCCGACACAAUAGCUCCCCUUUGUGAAAGUAAAAGUGCCGUGAGGUCAUGCACCGAGGCAUUUGGCCGUCUCGGCCAGCACAGAGUAAGCGACUGAUCAGCAGGCCUUUGUUCUGCUCUUGACACUGGUAUUGUUCCUAAUCCCAAAAAUAAUAAAUUCCGACAGACCGGGAUCACGUGACGGGCUCGGACAGUUUUCCAGAAAGUUCAGUGGGCGGGCGGCGCCGCGUAUAUUAAGCUGGCAGCCGGCGGCCGGCCCUCAAACUGUGCUGGUGGACGGGCGAAGACACUCGGUCAGCAUGGACAUUGCCAUCCAGCAUCCGUGGUUCCGCCGUUCCUUCCUCCCGCCCUCCCUCUUCCCCUCCCGCCUCUUCGACCAGAACUUCGGGGAGCUCAUCGACCCCGAGCCCUUCCAGAGCGUCGCCUCCUUGGCCAACCCUUUCUACUGGAGGGCCGCAGGCCUCCUGUCCAGGAUACCGAGCUGGCUGCAGUCCGGGCUGUCAGAGCUGAACCUGGACAAGGACAAGUUUGAGAUUCACCUCGACGUCAAGCACUUCAGUCCCGAAGAAAUCCGAGUCAAGGUCCUCGGUGACUUUAUUGAAGUCCAAGCCCAACAUGAAGAGCGCCAGGAUGAGCACGGCUACAUCUCGAGGGAGUUUCACCGCAAGUACAGGAUCCCGGCCGGCGUGGACCCCACUCUGAUCACCUCCUCCCUGUCCGCGGACGGGGUGCUGACCGUCACCGGGCCCAGGAAGCUGUCCGACGUCCCCGAGCGAUCCGUGCCCGUCUUCCGAGAGGAGAAGCCCGCUGCGUCGGAGAAGUAAACCCCCGCCCUCUGCCUCCGGGUCUGCCUUCCGUCAGGCUGGGCGGGAGGCAGCCUCGAACCACGGCAGCAGCAUAUUGCCCCGGCGCUGUUACCACGCUGUGUGAUCACACACACACACACAGACAUAGCCCUCUUCGCAAUAAACCAUCUAUCUCCCUUGCUCCGCAUUAGCUGAUCUGGUAAAAUAAAGUCACGAUCUGAAUUAACGUGAUGCUCCGGCGUGUUUUACUUUCGGCCGUUCAGACUGACCGCUCGGAGCGGCCGCGACCGGGUACGAUGGCCAGGGGUCUUCCGCCGCUGUCGCCCACACUCC